Molecule: messenger RNA, 1921 nt
Organism: Phlebotomus papatasi
Lineage: Eukaryota; Metazoa; Arthropoda; Insecta; Diptera; Psychodidae
Exons: 2
Coding region: 626-1759 (377 amino acids)
Molecular function (GO): carbohydrate binding
Source: RefSeq, a predicted model, not a curated record
AUCCCAAAGGCAAAAGCACUGAACGCACGAUCACAAAAUGAUCACUUAACAUCAGACUCACAUUCAAUGUUAGCCACUCAUUAGUGACGCAUUAAUUUGGAGGAGCUCCAAAGUGAUAAAGCUUUAAGUGUUUGGGAGCGAUAUUAAGACACUUAAUUGGAAGGGAAUUCCUGGAUGGAUUUUCGAGGAAAAUCCUCACAAUCGCUUUGUGCAAUUUCUCAGGGAUUUUAAGGGUCAGUGCUGUAAGGUUUUAUGUGAAGUUCCUUCUUGAUUAUUAGGGAAACAUUCCUCAAUCUUUAGCCAAUUUAAAAAUACAUCAGUAUUAUUAUACCAAGUGUUUGUAUCUUCGCUGUUGAGAUUUGUGCAAAAUGCAAGAGAGUGACAAAAUAUUUUGAAGGUCUCUGCAGUUACUGUAGAUUGUUUAUUUGGAUAAAGAGCCAACCAAAUAAGUGAAAUUUGCGUUAUAUCGGUGACUCUUGCGGUUUUUUAUACAGUGAAAUAUUUUUAAAUUCAACUUGAAGUGAUAGAGACACAAAAUUUAGUCAUUUUAAUUCAGUUGGUUUUGUGGGACGAGAGAAGAACAGUGCAGUGUGCAAAAGGCAGGAGAAGAUCCGAACCAGAAGGAAUGAUGUUGACCAAAGUGGCAGUGAUUGUCCUAUUUGCUAAUGCAGUGAUGUCCUAUCGCCUGCAGAGUCCUGCAGUGGAAGUGUGUCCACAUGCCCUUCGUGUCUCAGUGGCAGACAGUUCGGGCAUUGAGCUAUUUGCCUUCCAUGGGAAUAUAAAUCGACCGAUUGGGGAAACAGAAGCUGGCCAGAUGUCUCAAGACGUUAAUCACAAGACUUUUGGAAGAUGGAUCUUUGAGACUGAGUCGGAAUCCUUCAAAUUAGGCGAUACAAUAAACUACUGGAUUUUCGUUCAGCACCGUGGCUUGGGCUAUCGCUCCGACGUCAUGAGUUACACUGUAAAUGCUUUCAGCAAAAAAUGCGAAGCCUAUCAGAGUUCUUCGUCUGAGGAGGAGGAUGUUCACAUGGAUGGCAAGAAAUUUGGGAGAAGGCGAAAUAAGGGUGAACAUUCCAGUCAUUUCCAGCAAUAUUAUCAUCAUCAUCAUCAUCACCAUGAGGAGGGUGGCAAUAGAAGGAAUGGAUACGGAAAUCAUGGCUGGAAUCCGCGACCACCAGUAGUACCACCCUUCCCUCAGCCACCGGCUGCUCUGCCCUUUCCCACAGAACCCAUUGGCCCUGUGUGCUUUUGCGAUAGGGAGGUGAAGAAGGUAACUGAGAAGCUGGCUGAGACUCAAUUGCAAUUACAGGGUAUUCUUAAUACCACGGAGAAGCUGCAGCAGGACUUUCUAUCACUCAAUGAGUUCCUGGGGACUAUUCUCGAGAAAAGUAAUUUUGGGAGGAAACUCCUUCUCACGGGAGUCUUCAGCGCCACUGAUAAUCCCUAUGAACUAAUCAAGACCAUCUUGGAGGAUAAACUGGAUCUCAGUGAUUUAAAAUUAAGGGUUCUGAAUGCCACCACCACGGUCCACGGUGCAAUUCUCUUCGAGAUGACUUCCUCAUCGGACAAAUUGCGAAUUCUGAUGCGAUCUAAGCGUCUGGAAAAAUCAAAAUUGCGCAUUAUUGACUACCAGGAUGAGGAUAAUGAACUUGCAGGAAUUUUCCAGAUCAGUCAGUCUCCCAGUGUACCAUCAUCAACCACUUUUCCCAUUACUGAUGGACCAGAUCCCGACAUAGAUGUGCGCUUCGGUGAAAAUUAGUAGCACUUUGGUGUUCUGCAGAGCAAAAAAUUCUUUAUUGCUGUAAUGUUGCAUUUUAUCGUGUGAAUUAAUGUAAUUUAAAUGUCUUCAACUUAUGUACUGUCUGACUGUGGACUUUUGGCAAGAAAAAAAUAGAGAGGAAGAUUGAGAAAAAAGGUAAAA